UCUGAAAGCUACUGAUGAUCCUAUAAAAUGGAGAUGAACUUCUCGAACUCGGUUUCUUCUUUGCGCCUAGCCCUUGGGAUAUGUAGAGAGAGAAAUUUGUUACUCAGUUCAUCCUAAAACGCUUGAUCUUUCUCACUAUUUCAAAUCCCCCCAAUUCCAGAAAACUUUAAUUUUCUUCGUAGGGUUAGGAGGGUGAGGAAUUUCUAAAGUUUGUUGUUGAAAAAAUCCCAGAAAAUUGUUUUGAUUUUCCCACCCGUGUCAAUUUUUUACCCCUUAAAUCUAACAAUUUUGUACAAAUAUUUACAUACAUUUCCUUAAUCUGUAGCCCUUAUUUUGAUCUUAGUUUACAAUCUCAAAAAAAAUUGUUUGAUUUUUAGCUGUGUAGAUUUCUAGGGUUCUUGAAUACUUUAAAAUACAAAUUACUGGAAAAAAGAGUUUUUCUUCAAUUUGGUUUGAUUUUCUAUCUGGGAUUUUGUUGAAUUUCUGGGUCAAGUUUAGAUUUAGAUUUUGAUUUUGAUUUAGGAUAUACAAGAAAAUGGACAAGAAAAGGGUUGCUGUUCCUCUUGUUUGCCAUGGCCAUUCUCGCCCUGUGGUGGAUCUGUUUUAUAGUCCAAUUACACCAGACGGGUACUUCCUCAUCAGCGCUAGCAAGGAUUCUACUCCAAUGCUUAGAAAUGGGGAAACCGGAGACUGGAUUGGAACUUUUGAGGGUCAUAAAGGUGCUGUAUGGAGUUGUUGCUUAGACACUAAUGCUCUAUAUGCAGCAACUGCUUCUGCGGAUUUCACGGCGAAAGUAUGGGAUGCCAUAACAGGGGAUGUGAAGCAUUCAUUUGAGCACAAGCACAUCGUUAGGUCAUGUGCUUUCUCAGAGAACUCAAACCUUCUUUUGACUGGUGGGAUGGAAAAAGUCCUUCGCAUCUAUGAUCUGAGUCGUCCAGAUGCUCCUCCUCGAGAAGUGGAUAAAUCUCCAGGCUCCGUUAGAACUGUUGCUUGGCUUCACAGUGAUCAGACUAUAUUGAGCUCCUGUACCGACAUUGGUGGAGUUAGAUUAUGGGAUGUGAGAAGUGGCGAGAUAGUCCGAACUCUCGAAACGAAGUCAUCUGUCACCAGUGCUGAAGUGAGUCAAGAUGGCCGCUAUAUUACAACCUGUGACGGCACUAGUGUUAAGUUCUGGGAUGCCAAUUACUUUGGCUUGGUCAAGAGCUAUGAAAUGCCAUGCACUGUUGAAUCUGCCUCAUUAGAGCCAAAGUAUGGAAACAAAUUCGUUGCUGGAGGGGAAGAUAUGUGGGUCCGGGUGUUUGAUUUUCAUACUGGCGAAGAGACAGCUUGCAACAAGGGUCAUCAUGGUCCGGUUCAUUGUGUGCGAUUCUCACCGGGAGGGGAAUCAUACGCCUCUGGAUCAGAGGAUGGAACCAUCAGGAUAUGGCAGACAGGUCCUUUGACACAGGAAGAGAAUGAGACGUUGGCGGCUGCUACAGCAGGAAAGGUUAAAGCUGCUGGUACUGGUGCAGAGGAAGUCUCACAGAAGAUGGAAGGCUUCCACAUUGCUGAUGAGGGGAAGGCCAAGGAAGAAGUAACAACCGCGUAAUAGAGGGGUAAAAAAUAAUGUUUUUUUCAACUCUGGGUUUGUCCGGUUUCCUCCCUCCCGCAACUGUAACCCCAGACAAUUUAUAUUAAUAUUAAUAGACACACAUGGAUGUUUUUGUAUAAGUUGUGGUUGACUUGUGUGGAGUUCUGAGAUGAAAAUUGUGUAAAGAGGAGUUUAUUCCUUGUACUACUGGCGGCUCUGUCAACUACUGAAAAAAUUCGGUAUAUGAUGCUGAUAUGAUCAGUAGUAGUAUUACUUAACUGGUCUAAUAUCCACAGUUACUGAGAACGCAAUGUGAUGCUGAUAACAAGUAAUUUGGCAUCUUAUCUUGGUUAAAUAUAUUGUA
Messenger RNA from Spinacia oleracea (spinach), 1934 nucleotides. RefSeq lists its product as uncharacterized. Gene Ontology annotation, cellular component: SMN complex. The transcript has 7 exons. Gene Ontology annotation, molecular function: RNA binding; protein binding. The record is from RefSeq and is a predicted model, not a curated record. Bases 536 to 1588 code for a protein of 350 amino acids. Gene Ontology annotation, biological process: spliceosomal snRNP assembly. Lineage: Eukaryota; Viridiplantae; Streptophyta; Magnoliopsida; Caryophyllales; Amaranthaceae.